GAGAGAGGGAAAGGAAAAAGAAAGAGGGAGCAGGAGAGAGAGAAAAAGAGAAAGAAAGAAAGGGAAAGGAAAGGAAAGGAGGGAAGAGAGGCGGGGAGGCAUCCCCGGCUCCGCAUUCGCCGCCUCCCGGCCACUGGCGAGCUAGUCCCCGCCUCGCCAGCUCCGCGAAAAAGGGGGUUAUGCAAAUCCCGGAUGAGAUCAGCCGCGAGCAACUGGCUGCCAACUCCGGAGCGCCGCUCCCUCCCUCUCCAGUUACGUGCCGGGGGGCAGCGGGACGGGGCGCUCUCUCGGCAGGACCGGUUCCCACGUCUCUCUCCCGCCCGUGCAGCUCUCCACCGCCGCGGGCGGCCGGGACCAAGAGCCGGAGGUGGUCUCGGCGGAACGGAUUCCUGGGUUUUCCAGCCGUUCGCGAGCUGGUAGGAUUUUAACGCCCCGCUGUUGAGAGAAGAGGCGAGGAAAAGGCAUGAAAGCUCAGUUAUUGAUGUAACCAGUCCACUGGUCGGAGGUAGGAUGGGACCCAGGACGCUUUGCCUUUUGCUGUUGAUCUCUGUAGGGGCCUCGGAGUUGGAAGAGCACUUUGAUCCAGCUAAGUGUCGGUAUGCGCUUGGCAUGCAGGAUCGGACCAUCCCAGAUGAAGCUCUCUCGGCCUCGAGUUCAUGGUCUGAUUCAACAGCUGCAAAACACAGCAGGCUGGCCCUGAGUGAUGGCGAUGGAGCUUGGUGUCCUGAAAGACCCGUCUAUCCCAAUGAUGCAGAAUACCUGGAGGUAGACCUGCGCCGACUGCAUUUCCUGACCUUGGUGGGGACACAGGGCCGCCACGCAAGUGGUCACGGCAAGGAAUUUGCUCGCUCCUAUCGGCUCCAUUACAAGCGGGAUGGGCACCAAUGGAUGCCUUGGCGUGACCGGUGGGGAAAUGAGGUGAUUUCAGGCAAUGAAAACACAGAUGACGUGGUGUUAAAGGAUCUGGGCCCUCCCAUCAUUGCCCGCUAUGUCCGUUUCUACCCCCGUUCAGACCGGGUCAUGAGUGUCUGCUUGCGAGUGGAACUCUAUGGCUGUGUUUGGAAAGAUGGCCUUCAAUCCUAUACGGCCCCUUUAGGUCAGGUGAUGCCUUUGGUCCCGGACCCAGUCUACCUGAACGACUCCACUUACGACGGGUCCAGUGUCAGCAACAGGUUACACUUUGGGGGUCUUGGCCAGUUGACGGAUGGAGUGGUGGGACUGGAUGACUUCACCCAAACCAAAGAGUUGCGUGUGUGGCCUGGAUAUGACUACGUAGGCUGGAGUAGGCGGUCUUUUCCUGAGGGUUUCGUCAAGAUGGAAUUUGAGUUUGACCAACUCAGAUCCUUCACAUAUAUGAAGGUUCACUGCAGCAAUAUGUACACACAUGGCGUGAGAGUCUUCCAUCAGGUGGACUGCCUCUUCAAGCACAGCCUUGCCACCGCUUGGGAGGCUGACCCUGUCUCCCAACAGUAUUCGGUGAACGUCGGGGACCCCAGUGCCCGCUACUUCACUGUGCCCCUGGGUGGCCGGAUCGGCUUGUUUGUCCAGUGCCAUUUUUACUUUGACAGCGAGUGGAUGCUCUUCAGCGAAGUUGCCUUUCUCUCAAAUGUUGUGGAUGACCCCUCUCUUCCUGUUUCAAGUCACUACCCCCCAAUGGUGGCCCCACCUCACCCUUCAGGCCGUAACCUUCCCAUCUCUCCGGCUCUUGAUUCCUCACUCAGUGACAAGGCCGAUGUCACCUCGAACCUCACCCAGGCAGAUCUUGAGGGCGAAGCGAAAUCUGGCCAGCCAAUCGCAAAGGACGACAGCAGCAACACCUCCAUCUUGAUUGGAUGCCUGGUGGUCAUCAUCCUCCUUCUCCUGGUUGUCAUCUUUCUCAUUCUCUGGCGUCAAUAUUGGCAAAAGAUUUUAGGAAAGGCUCAACGGCGCAUCUCUGAUGAUGACCUCACCGUCCACCUCUCUGCACCGAACGAUACUAUUGUCAUCAACAACACAAUGGGCUCCAACAGGCACUCCAACCGAUAUGAACGCAUCCUCUCAGGAGAGACAGAAUACCAGGAACCCAACAGGGCACGGAUGAAACUCCCAGAUCUUCCUCACAGUGUUGAGAAUUCGGCUCUGCUGCUCAGCAACCCGGCUUACCACCUCCUCCUGGCCACCUAUGCCCAGCCAAUGGGAAGGCCUGCUUUCCCGCCACCCAGCCAGGUUAAGCCAAUCAACACCAAUGCCUGCGGGAUCGACUACACGGAACCAGAACUGGCUGCCAGCCAGCCAAUUUUCCAGAACAGCGUGCCACAUUACGCCGAAGCCGACAUCAUCAACCUGCAGGGAGUGACUGGGGGGAACACAUACGCUGUCCCUGCUGUCGCGGUGGAUGCCCUUGCUGGCAAGGACAUGGCAGUGGGUGAAUUUCCCCGGGAACGGCUGAUCUUCAAGGAGAAGCUAGGUGAAGGGCAGUUUGGAGAGGUCCACCUGUGUGAGGUGGAGAACCCUCAAGAUCUACUAAGCUUGGAAUUCCCUUUCAACGUGCGCAAGGGGCGCCCUCUGCUGGUUGCUGUGAAGAUUCUACGCUCGGAUGCCACCAAGAAUGCCAGGAAUGAUUUCCUGAAAGAGGUGAAGAUCAUGUCUCGCCUGAAGGACCCUAACAUUGUGAGAUUGCUGGGUGUGUGUGUGCGGGACGAUCCGUUGUGUAUGAUCACCGAGUACAUGGAAAAUGGGGACCUCAACCAAUUCCUGAGUGGCCAUGAGCUGGAAGACAAGAUGGGUGGCAGCCCCAGUGGGAGACCAACAAUCAGCUAUCCCACUCUGGUCCAUCUAGGGGCUCAGAUAGCCUCAGGGAUGGCGUUCCUUGCCUCCCUCAAUUUUGUGCACCGGGACUUGGCAACCCGAAACUGCCUGGUGGGCGAAGGCUUCACCAUCAAGAUCGCCGACUUCGGCAUGAGCCGGAAUCUCUAUGCUGGAGAUUAUUAUCGCAUCCAGGGCCGAGCCGUGCUCCCGAUCCGCUGGAUGGCUUGGGAGUGCAUUCUCAUGGGCAAAUUCACCAUGGCCAGCGAUGUUUGGGCAUUUGGCGUUACGCUCUGGGAGAUCCUCAUGCUGUGCCAGGAACAGCCAUACAGCCAGCUCACGGAUGAAGCUGUAAUCGAGAAUGCCGGCGAGUUUUUUCGGCAUCAGGGCAAACAGAUCUAUCUCUGCCGUCCACCUGCCUGCCCCUUGGCUGUCUACGAGAUGAUGCUGAGAUGCUGGACACGAGAGGCCAAGGAUCGCCCAUUGUUCCAACACCUGCACUGCUUCCUGGCUGAGGAUGCCCUCAAUAUGGUGUGAACCAGACCAGCACUGGCCAAUCGGAGGCUGUGUUAAGAAGUUGGACAGCACCAUAGAGACUGCUGGAGACUGGAUGUGGCUCAGAGGCCCUCAUGCUCGGUAGCAUUUUUGUGGGACAUCUGGUUGUUCACUCUGGCCGAGCCUUUGCUCAUCCAAAUCUCACCGUUCACCCUCCAAUGUGUAGUUUUCUUUCUACCCUUGUUUUCUUUUUUGCCUGGUCAUCUCUAAUUAACUUAUUCCAUCACAUGAUUCAAAACUGUUAUUCUGAGAUUCUUACCCACUGUGUUAACUCAUAUUUCUCCUUGUCCUAAACCGGUCUGUUUCAGCUUUAAACCAACUUGGUGCCUUCCUGGUGUGUCUAGAAACUACAUUUCUCAAAGGUUUUUUUUUUAGUAUUUAUCAACCCCAGAGUAAGGAGUCAAGGGCCCUCCAUGUGUCUAGGCUGUUCCAAAUUCCAUCAAGAACAUUUGCAGCAAAGGACAGUUGUAAGUCCAAAACAUCUGGAGAACAUGAGAUUGCCUGCAGCCAGAGAUCAUCAUGUUGACCAGAAAGUCUCAGUUCCAGUCUUAACACAUCUGGGAGACACUCAGGCAAGGAAGCUGCUCGGUCAAACGUAGCCCAAUUCAUCUGGCCAUAAUUUGAACAAAUAUUUCAUUACUUGGUUCUUCCAAAUGUUUUUUUUUUCUUGCAUCAUUCUAGGUCUUUCGUCUGUCUUUUGAUCUCCAGGUUUUCAGGGUGAGCUAAGGAAGCAGGGUUAGUGGCUCAGGCAGUGUUUCUCAAC
Messenger RNA from Crotalus tigris (Tiger rattlesnake), 4102 nucleotides. It is a transcript of the gene DDR1, whose product is annotated as discoidin domain receptor tyrosine kinase 1. The coding region runs from base 511 to 3321 and encodes 936 amino acids. Lineage: Eukaryota; Metazoa; Chordata; Lepidosauria; Squamata; Viperidae. Gene Ontology annotation, biological process: protein phosphorylation; positive regulation of kinase activity; cell surface receptor protein tyrosine kinase signaling pathway. Gene Ontology annotation, molecular function: ATP binding; protein tyrosine kinase collagen receptor activity; collagen binding. Gene Ontology annotation, cellular component: signaling receptor complex; membrane. The record is from RefSeq and is a predicted model, not a curated record. The transcript has 18 exons.